Molecule: messenger RNA, 411 nt
Organism: Gongylonema pulchrum
Lineage: Eukaryota; Metazoa; Nematoda; Chromadorea; Rhabditida; Gongylonematidae
Source: the annotation of a GenBank genome assembly
AUGGAAAUGAAGAAGGCAAGUAUCAAGACCGUGCGUUUUUCGCGAACGGCUCGACAAAUCGUUGCCGAUUACGAUUUGGAAGAUUCAGUUAUGACUCUUAUAAUUGAAUUUCCUGACGAUUAUCCCCUCAGUGUGCCAGUGAUCGAGAAUGAAAAAGCAAUUGUAAAUCGUGGAAUACGACGAAGAUGGAUCAUGCAGUUGACCACGUUCCUCGCUAAUCAGAAUGGUUGGACAGUGGACGCGGUGCUGAUGUGGGCGCGUAACAUCGAAAGGCAUAUGGAAGGGGCUGAAGAUUGUGUCAUUUGCCUGAUGACCGUACAUUCUGUGACCUAUCAGCUGCCUCGUGUACGUUGCAAACAAUGCAAAAAGCGUUUCCAUUCCGAAUGCUUGACUCUACUAAAAGUCAUCUGA